AAAAUAUGGCUGGUUAGAAAGUUCACCCUCGUUAGAAAUAUCGAUGUCAAAAGUUUUUAUUAGUCUAGAUCUACACUAUCUUUUUCAAUAAUAUUGAUUUGUUACUAUUGAUUUAAUAAUUUAUACAUGUUUUGUUAUUUUGAUGCUUUGGUGUAUUCACUUUCCUAUUCAAUAUUGUUAUUUAUAAGUUGGCGUUUGCUUCCUUACUCAGGCUACUAACCGGAAGUAAUUAAAGCUCAAAAGUUUUAAAACUUUUUUCUUUUUGAAGCUUCGUAAAAGUAAUUUGCUUCAAUACUGAGACAAUAUUGACCGUAUAAAUGGUAUAGAUGUCGGUCAUGUAAAAGCUGUAACUUGUGAACUUCUGGAUCCAAUACUUAACUGACGUGAUCCUCCACAUCAUACUAUAGAGAGAAAAAUCAUCCUGACUCGAGGAGCUAAGUAACUGAAAAGAAACAUACAUUGAAGUGAAUGAUUAUAAAUGCUAUAGAAACAGUCAGGUGCACAAGAUCAAGAUUGUGUUUAAAAGAUGCUUGAACAAAGCAGGUGACAAAAGCUAUACUUUCCUAUAUGCAACGGCUCAAGCUCAACUUUUCCAAAAGCUCAAUAUAAGUGACCGUGUUCUACAACAACGGUUCUAACUAACACUGCUGCAUCAUGCUGCGUAGACGUCGUAGUCUCAUAUUUAAAUUAGUCCUAGCCAUUCCAAUACUAUGGUUUAUAGCCAUAGGAAUAACAACAUUUACCGGAGGUGGUAAAAGUGACAUUGAGGAUCCUGACUCACCACAUCCAAAAUUUAAUAGGGCGGCAGUGAAUAUUCAUGAACCACCACAAGAUCAUCAUGUACAACCAGUUGUAGAUAAUCCUAAUGACAGAAUUGAAAUAGUCCCAGUCCCAGAUGAUGAUAUACAUGGCAAAGGGGAUAACUUAGGGAGGAGAAUACAUGAUGAUCCAGAUAAUAAGCCAGAUGACAAUUUAAGGUUUAAACCAAAUGAUAAAAGUAAUAAUAUGCAGUUGGGAGGCGCCCAUGGUGUUCACAAAAUUAAGACCACCACAGAAGAUCCAAAUAAACCUGGUGCCAUGGGGAAAGCUGUCUUUAUCAAGAAAGAGAACCUGUCACCUUCUGAAAGGAAGAUAUACGAUGCUGGCUUCCAAAACAAUGCGUUCAAUCAGUAUGCCAGUGACAUGAUCUCCUUACAUCGCUCAUUGCCUGACAUGAGGGAUGAAGAAUGCAAGCCACUGUCGUACCACUCCAACCUUCCUGAUACCAGUGUCAUAAUAUGUUUCCACAAUGAGGCUUGGUCCGUCUUGUUGCGUACAGUCCACAGUGUCAUCGACAGAUCACCUCCAGAACUAAUUAAAGAAAUCAUACUGGUGGAUGAUUAUUCAGAUUUACCUCAUCUUAAAGAGAAACUCAACAAUUACCUACUUGACCAAUUCAAGGGAAAGGCAAGGGUUGUACGCACAAAGAAGCGAGAGGGUCUCAUCCGUGCCAGACUUCUGGGAGCCUCACAUGCCAUCGGCUCUGUUCUCACUUAUCUCGACUCUCACUGUGAAUGCACUAAAGGGUGGUUGGAACCCCUGUUAGACCGCAUAGCCGAGGAUAAGAGAAACGUAGUUUGUCCCGUCAUUGAUGUCAUAUCAGAUGAUAACUUGCAGUAUCAGCAUGGUAGCGCUAAGUCUACCAGCAUUGGUGGGUUCGACUGGGGCCUGCAGUUUAACUGGCAUGGUAUCCCAGCUAAAGAGAGAGCAAGGCGUAAAUCUGAGGUGGCCCCUAUCAGGUCACCUACCAUGGCUGGAGGGUUGUUCUCCAUCAGCAGGGAAUACUUUGAGGAGCUAGGUACAUAUGAUCCUGGAAUGGACAUAUGGGGAGGGGAAAAUCUUGAACUUUCUUUUAGGAUUUGGAUGUGUGGUGGUACAUUAGAGAUUGCACCCUGCUCCCAUGUAGGACAUAUCUUCCGUAAACGCAGCCCUUACUCUUGGAAAACGGGAGUAAAUGUUGUCAAAAAGAAUUCUGUCCGACUUGCUGAAGUGUGGAUGGAUGAAUAUAAAAAUUAUUAUUAUGAAAGAUUUAAUUAUGAUCUGGGAGAUUUUGGAGAUGUCUCAGCCAGAAAAGCUUUAAGAAAAAGAUUAAAUUGUAAAAGUUUUGACUGGUAUGUCAAAAAUGUAUAUCCAGAAUUAUUCAUUCCUGGUGAAGCUGUGGCUUCUGGAGAGGUGCGUAAUAAACACUCUCCAUGGUGCCUGGACAGUGCAGUUGAUUCCAACUCUAUGAACAAGCCAAUCAAAAUGUGGCAGUGCCACAACAUGGGAGGCAAUCAGUAUUGGAUGUUAAGUAAAGAGAAUGAGAUACGUCGUGACGAGGGCUGUAUAGACUAUGCGGGACAGGAAGUAAUGAUAUAUCCAUGUCACGGUCAACGAGGAAACCAGGAGUGGAUAUACGGAGUAGAUAACACCAUUAAGCAUGUGAAUACCAACAAAUGUAUGGAGAUCUCCAUAGACGGACAAAAGCUCUCAAUGCAGCCAUGCACAGGAGUUGACAGGCAAAUAUGGCUAUGGAAACGAAAAGCACAAAAAAAUUAGAAAUCUAUUUUU
Molecule: messenger RNA, 2589 nt
Organism: Owenia fusiformis
Lineage: Eukaryota; Metazoa; Annelida; Polychaeta; Sabellida; Oweniidae
Source: the annotation of a GenBank genome assembly